This is a messenger RNA of Cladocopium goreaui, 3864 nucleotides long. NCBI's taxonomy places the organism in Eukaryota, Dinophyceae, Suessiales, Symbiodiniaceae. The record is from the annotation of a GenBank genome assembly.
UCCUUCCCAUCGAAACGCUCCCAUGGCAACCCAUCCUUCUCCCCCGCAAGGGGUGCCAGUGGUUGUGCUUUUGGGGCCAGUAGGUGUUGGGAAAAGUUUGCUUGCCUCUGCUUUAGCAGGACUGCAGCUGCAAAAUCCCAUUUUCCAGGUUGGAGAUUCAGCGCGAGCAGUGACUCUGGAAGCUACAUGCCACCGUGCCCGGUGGUUUGGGCGAGCAGCUGAAGAAGAAUUGGUGCUGCUGGAUCCCCCUGGGGUCGGAGAUGGUGACUGCGACGCAGCAAGAUUGGCCAAUGUGGUGCGCAUCAUCAGAGACUUGCAACACGUCAAUGUCUUCGUUGUGGUUUUGAAUGCGGAGCAGCCACGGAUUGGAAGCGUGCUGGAGAACCUGCUGCGCCUCAUGGAGGAAUGCUUUGGCAAACGAUUUUGGAGGCAUGUGGUGUUGGUCUUCACGCGGUACUACACAGACCCGCGAUCUGCUCGGAGACGCGGGAACAAGACCCGUGAUAUGAUGCGCGAGGAGUUUAGUUCGCUGUUGGCCGCACAGUUUCCCAGCUGUUUGGAGGAGCGGAUUCCACAGGGCGAGCCCUUCCCAAGUUAUUUCGUCGAUUCUGAAGCAGUGGUGAACGAAGAUUUGCCUGAAACUGAAAGGAGUGCAGCAAUUAUGGAAGUGGAGCGCCUUUCAGUCUUCGCGCGUUCAUCGCCGACUUUGCCAACCUGCUCUGGCAGUGAGUGUGGCAUGUCUUACAGCCCACCGAGCGCAUCUUCAGGAAGACCUGGAGCAGAUGUGGUUCAAGAACAUUUGUCAGACAAGGAGGAUGAAGAACUUGAGGAACUUUCGCUUCGAUCUUGGGUCGUUGUUCAAAAUUUGGUGGGCACACCAUCCCUCAACGGUGCCCAUGGAAUCAUCGACGAGUUCCAGGCCGAGAAAGGACGCUAUGUGGUCGAGUUUGCGAAUGGCUCCAGGAAGUUGAUCCAUGCAAAGAAUUUGAGAAAACUACAAGAUCAGGAACCCGCAGCCAAACAAGCCAUUCUGAAGGAAGGGGACCUUGCAGUGAUCAACGGCCUCAAGGAUGCUCAGCAGUUAAACGGACAGUUCUGCAAGGUAAAAUGGCCCAAAGAUGCUGACCGCUAUGAAGUCCAACUCGUUGAUGGCACCGUGAAGGCGGUGAAGGUAUCUAACCUCACAGCGCUGCCCAGGCCAGGAAGUCUGGUGACCACUUCGAAUGUCGAGGAUGUGAAAGCGGUCCAAAGAGGACCUGGCUGGAUGUGGGGGGAACAAGAUGGUGGGGCUCGCUGUCUUGGGCAUAUCCUUGAGUUUGACAAGGAGACUGGGUGGGCGACCGUGCGCUGGAAUAGCGGAAGGACCAACAAGUACAGAUUUGGAUUUGACGGCAAACAUGACCUGCAGUGCGCAGAUCCAUUUAAACAUGAGGUUGAGUGCUUGGAAGCACUGGCCAAAGGUGGUUCUGCACUUCGCAACUGGCACUUGCGCCGAACUUUUGCUUAUGCUUGCGGAGUAAAGGGUCCACACCUGGAGUACUUUGACAUUCGUGAAGAAGUCUGUGAAGCACUUGGUGGUCACAAACAUGGACAGCGAGUUCAAACUUCAGGGAAACAAGCUGUCACCAUUGGAGUUGCCCCGCUCGACGAAGAGCUGGACCGACCCAAGCUGUUUUACCACGUUGAUGGCUCAGCAGGUGCUGGGAUCUUUGACGGCCUUGACACCCGAAAGCUCAAAGUCGUUGGGCGCCAAAAGGUCCGGGAGCUCACGAAGGAAAGGCCGAUUGACAACCUUGAGUUGUAUUCUCUGAGCAAAGAAGUGUCUCCCACUUUUCAGUACCUGAAUGCUGCAAAUAGCUAUAGAGCAGCAAAACUUGAGCGCUUUGACAUCAGAGAUUCAAUUUGCCUGAAGGUUGGCGGCUUCAAGCAUGGUCAAGUGGUCACCCAUCCAGGAGUGACGACAACCACAAAGCUUGGUGUUGUCAUUGGCGUGCGCCUGAUAGAUGACGUUCCCAAGCUGUUCUUCCACUGGGACGGAAAGCCGGGAGCUGGAACCUUUGCAAGUCUUGAUACGCUGCAACUUCAAGUGGCCGGCUCUCGAACACUCCAAGAGGCGCCAGACGACUUCCUGGAUGAGCCAGAACCGACCCCUGAAGUUCGUGAGCUGACCAAGGAUCUCCAGUUCACAUUUAGCUUCCCCAUGGGCACGCACUUUCCGAAGCCAGGCCUCUUCGACAUUCGAGAUGACGUUUGUCUUGGGGUUGGGGGUUUUCGACAUGGGCAAGUGAUAGAAGAUGAAGACGGUGAUCAUGCUGUGGUUGUUGGUGUGCGUCCUGAUCAGGAUGGCGUUCCAAAGCUGUGGUUCAAAUGCGAUGGAAACGAAGGUGCUGGAGUCUAUUCGAUCUACCAUCUUGUUCGGAAAGAAUUCAAGCUUGUUGGAACUAGAAAGCUUCACGAUGUGUCGCCUUCUGACCCAGUCUUUCAAAACCGAGGAAAUAAAAAGUCCAUGUUGGAGAAAUUGUUGAAAGGCUUUUCUGGGCUCUUCGAACGUGAGCAGGAAGGAAAGCUUGAUAGUGAUUUCGAGUUUGACUACACCUUUCGCUAUUUGCAGAAGAGUUGCCACCCAGCGCUUUUUGACAUCAGAGACGAGGUGUGUAUGCCAAUUGGCGGCUUCAAGCAUGGUGAUCUCGUGAAAUGCGGAGGUCAUACCAUGGUGGUGAUUGGGGUGAGACCGGAUACCUCAGGAACCUCCCGUCUUUGGAUGCAUGUAGAUGGGUCUCCAGGCGCCGGUGUAUUUGAACACCAAGAUUUUAUCCGCAUGGCUGGUACGGUGAUCGGUAAAAGAAAAGUCGAAGAAUACAAAGAUCCUGUUUCUGCUUGCCUCCCCGAGUUCGUCCAAAAUCUCCAGCCCAGCUUCCGCUAUCCCAUUGGUGUCAGAGGACGAACCCGCUUGGCGAUGUUUGACAUCAGGGAUGAAGUUUGUUUGCUUGUUAGCGGCUGCAAGCACGGUGAGCGGUUGAAAUACAAGAAGUUGGAGAUGAUCGGCAUCGGGGUUGUGAUGGAUGAUGGCGCGCCAGAGAUGUUUCUGCACGUUGUGAAACCAAAGCGCUCUCCCGGCGCAGGAAAGUUUGACCGCCUGAAAAUCAUGCGGCCCUUCAUGAAAUCUCUUGGUCAGGAAGCCGUUCAAGAAGCUUCAGGAGACAUCCUGCCAGAAUGCUCAAUGCCAAGCAUGUCUUCAUCAUCAUCGUCUGAAGAUGACUUUGACAUGUGCGCCAGCUCAGAGGACUCAGAGGUCUCACAGGAUGAAGGUCAACCAGUGCCCAGUGGGGUGAUGCCGUCUCGAGUCAGUGAGCCGGAUGAGGGGCAGGUUGCUGGGCACGCAGUCCUGCUGAGCUUAUCCCAUACUGGAGCCAAGGUCAAAGAUGUGUUGCUCCAUUCACAACACCUUGCAGAUUGUCGGCAGGAUGUGGCGGAAGCUGGCUGCGAAGUCACACCUUCAUGGGCAAAUGGUGCCGUGCUGUUGAUGCCUUUGACACAAGUGCAAGCAGAAGAAACUCAAUUGGAUCUUCGGCCUCAUCACAUCGUUGCCCUGAACGGUGACAAGGACCGCAUACUUGCCGCGCUUCAGACGUUGCCCUGUCGAUCCAGGCCGAAAAUUCGAAACGAAACCGGAUUGCCAAAGCACCAGCGGAAGCAGGUCCCUGCCUGGAAAGAAGAUGUGGACCUCAUCUUGACAGUGGACCGCACCUUUUUGACAUGCAUUCCAGCAGCUCCAUCCGAAGCGGCGCUGGAAUCAGCUCCUUGUGGGGACAUGAAUUCGGCUCAGCCGGUCAACCCUCGCAAGAGAGGCAACUGAAACCCAGG